Molecule: messenger RNA, 17778 nt
Organism: Wyeomyia smithii (pitcher-plant mosquito)
Lineage: Eukaryota; Metazoa; Arthropoda; Insecta; Diptera; Culicidae
Gene: chinmo
Product: zinc finger protein chinmo
Exons: 8
Coding region: 2055-3458 (467 amino acids)
Biological process (GO): regulation of transcription by RNA polymerase II
Cellular component (GO): nucleus
Molecular function (GO): protein binding
Source: RefSeq, a predicted model, not a curated record
UAGCUUUUGGAGGUGCUCGGGAGCAAGCCGUGUUUUCUGUGCGUGCACUUCGAAGAAAAAUCAUUCAAAACCAGCAACCGUUCAAACCGACUUUUUUGCGCGAAAUUUCUCACUGAAGCAAGAGGAACAUUUUACGAAACUAGUGGAAACAAAUCGCGUCGUAAACAAAUUCGGAAACAACAUUGCAGUAACAAGCAGUGAAGGAAACGCAACCGUAACACACAAUCAGUAUGGUGCAUUUCGGAAACAGGAUCAAAAGACACGAUUAUUGUGUAAAUUUUUAUUGAACGACAUGGGAAGAAAAGUUGCAAAAUAUCUGCUUGAAAGGUUAUUUUUAUGAACUGUCCGCGUUUUCGCGGUUAUCAUUGCUUGAGGAACGAUAGAAGGGCGCGUUUUUCAGAGCGCAACAAAGAAUUGUGCAAAAAAGGUGUGACAGUUUUACUUAUAACUGAUUACAGUUGAUACCGUGAAAUCUAAUGGAAACCGUUCUGUGAAAUUUUUGUGUGAUCUUGAGAUAUACGAAUAUUUCGAUAAAUUCAUGAAUCGUUACUUUUUAUCAUAAUUCCAUAGAUUGUGAAGCCCACAAACCCAGCAGGCAGCUAGCAAAAACUUACUUCAACAAUCCUAUACAAAUAGUGUAACACAGAAGAAAUAAAAGAAACGAUUCGGCAAAAAGGACCUUCACGGGGGAAGUGCUGCAUUUUUUGCUGGCCCUAACACAAACACAUAUUUCCAGCAGGCGCUCCGCAACCCGCCUAGCUCCGGGUAGUAGUGGGUGCUGCUAGGGGAAACCCGACUUUUCCGGGGUUUGCAACAUAAAGUGCAAGGGUGCAACCGGCAGUUCGUUUUCGUGCAGCAAUCGAGGAAGUUGUGAACCUGUUAGAAAACCCAAGGACCUUAAACGGCCGGCUACAAGCAGGAAGGCGAAAGAACAGCUCUGUGCAAACCGGGAAGUGAAGUUUGGUUCGUGUGCAAGGUAGUAAAAACGGAAAUCGAUCUAUGUAAAGUUCGAAGAAAAUAAAUUUGGCAGUUUUUCUUUGGUUGCAAACAAAAAUCCGUUUGGCAGAGGAAGAAGGUGGAAAAAAUUGAAAAUUUUGGAAGUUAUUUUAAGUUAUUCGAAACGUCACAGUAAAAUACGGAAGAAGAGAGCGAGUGACAAAACUUCAUAGUGCGGUAUUUUUAGAUGGAAGUGCAGUAUGCCGUCGAAAUAUUACAGUUAAAGCCGAACAGAUUAGUUAAGCAUUGUGUAAAAAAGUGUACAUUUUGGAAGUGAAUAAGUUUUAAAUUAUACAUUAUAACGCAAGUAAUUGCAGCGAAUAAAGGGGAAAACGAACAGAUAGUUGAUUAUCCCUUACGGCUUAUGUUAAGGAAAAUGUUCAAACCAAUCGCUAAGAUCCAGUGCUCGCAAAUGAAAUUCUCGCGCAGAUUCACGAAUUUGGCCGGAAAUAGCUGCAGCAGCCGUACUUGCAGCAGUAUUUGCCUUGAAGUUUGCAGUUGCAUAUGAAAAGUUCCGUCGCCGUUUCAGUCCUCUUAGAUGAGUAAAAUACGUUGCAGGCUGCAUCGGAAGCACCCAACGAAAAGCUCGAUGUAGAACAUUUCGGUCAAAACGUAAAAAUACAUACCUUUCGGUUCAAAAUUAACAUUUUUGGCAAACACAUACAAAAAAGUAAUAAGCACGGUACGACAUCAAAAUUUUGCGACAAAAAUUGUCUGUUUAGAGAACAAAAUCACGUAAAGUAAAAUCAACCGAUACGGGAGAAAUUCUGAUUUGGAUAUCGUAAAGUUAAACCCAAAAUCGAAAUUCAUUGCAAACAACUCGGCGUCUGUUUUUCGCGAAACAACCGGCAUUUGACGAGGCAAGCGGAAACCCUGUGAAAAUUCUCGGAUACGGAUUGGGGGCACACACGAAGUGGUCGUUCAGAUAUCACCGAUUCGCCGAUAAUAUUGAAUAGAAUCCAACACAGUUUGUCGCCUGUGACAGCCUGUCAACAGUAGCAGAAGCAGAAGCACCAUUCGAAAACGCCACGCCGAACCCACACCAGCCGUCAGUCACAAUGGAUCAGCAGCAGUACUGCCUGAAAUGGAGCAAUUAUUCGUCGAACCUGGCGGCGGCCUUUUCCAACCUGUUCGAUUCAGCAACGCUGACAGAUGUCACACUGGUCUGCGGAGGCACCAUCUUCAACGCUCACAAGGUCAUCCUGGCGGCUUGUUCAAAAAACUUUGCCGAUCUGUUCGAGCGGGCUCCAGUCGGUACGGGACAGAUAUGCGUCAUGCUGGAGGCCACCUCCGCAGACAACAUGCACGCUUUGCUUGAGUUUAUGUACAAAGGUGAAGUGCACGUGUCACAGAAGGCGCUGGAAAGCUUUCUGAAAGCCGCUGAGAAUUUGCAGGUCAAAGGUCUCACGACAGAGCACGGUAAAUUUGCUAGCGCAAACGCGGCCCAACCUCAAACGCCUAACAACCUGCCAUCACCCGCCUCCCGCCGGCAGCAACGAAACUCAUUGUCGGCUUCUCUCGAGUCCAUCAAUCGGGUCGUUAAAAAUGAACCUCUAUCCGGAAGCGGUGGAGGAGGGGGAGGCUGUAUAGGUGGUGGAGGCGGCGGGGGUGGUGGAAGUACGACACCGAAUUUCUCAUCCUACCUGCAGCCGUCCUAUCUACCGCAGCCGUACGAAUCCUCCAGAAAGCGUUCGAUUCGCAGUCCAUUUUACGAGCACCAGGAAGCCACCGCCAGAGGAAGCGUACUGCGGGACGGUAAGACCAGCGUCCCCGGCAACGACAGCCCGGUUAGCGGAAGCAAAAAUUAUCGGCCCUCGAGCAGCGGAUCAUCGGCAGCGGCGACGGAAGCGGACACGGUACACACGGAUCGGGAUUCGCCGCAGCAGUCUAACCGCUAUGAGAACCACAGCCCCAGUACGACACAUCACGGCAACGGAAAUGGACCGGUAUCUUCGAACACUUUGGAAAGGGACGACCGAAGCGAACGGGCGUUAUCUGAGGACAAGCUGAAAGGUGACAUCAGGGAAGGAAAUGAGGCUGGUGCCGAGGAUCUACGAGUGAAAAUGGAAAUGCGACCGAUCCAAUCUCCUUUGACUUCGUCUGCCCCGGCUACACCAACGACGCCGGUGGGAUUCAUCAAUGUGAAAGGUGGGCUACCGGGUGGACUGGACGGAACGAUGCCCUCGGUGGACGUAUUGACGAUGUUGAGUGCUCAGCGGGCCGGAGUAACAGCUGCCGAUGGUUCUCUUCCGCCCGGAAAGAAGCUACAGUGCCAUCUCUGUGAUCGCCAGUACGGCUAUGAGACGAAUCUGCGUGCACACAUUCGCCAGCGACAUCAAGGUAUCCGUGUGCCAUGCCCCUUCUGCAGUCGGACGUUCACCCGGAACAACACGGUCCGGCGGCACGUCGCCCGAGAGCAUAAACAGCAGGAACAGUAUAUGCAGAAUCAGCUGCAUAGCUAAGAUGUUGCUGUUUGCUAACAACCGAACGUAUGAACGUAUAUUUGGAGCUUCUGCCAGCAGACCAUCGGCUUUAAAACUCACGAGGAAGUAGAAGCUAAACAAGUGAUAGGAAAGAAAUACGCUGAAAUCCGAAAUUUACUUCGCAAACAAACUCCUAAGUAAAAACUACCAACUAGCUACUGUAAUAGGCAGGACAUAUGGAGCACGAAACUGGCACUAGCGCUGCUAUCGAAUUGCUGCUUCGACUUCCAAGAAGGGUACAUAAGAGUGCCCACAAUUUUGAGAUGUAUUUUACGCAGUCAUUGGAAAGUAAUAAUACUACCGGAAACCACCAUUGGACAGUUUACUGGUAGUAUUGCGAUUCGUUUGUUUUCGAAUCGCUUGCCUCGUUUAUUUCAAACCGUUGAAUCAAUUUUUUCCUUAAUUCAGUUUCCUUUUUAAAAAUACUGAACUUUGAUUUUUUAGAUUGCGGUUUUUUGUUCCGGUCAACAAUUUGCCCAGGAAUAAUCGCAACAUUUUUUCAACAUUUAUACAAAACGUUAAUCACCACAAGUGUCAUUAUUUAAUAAUUUAAAAAUAAAGAUGAUAAACAUAGUUGAAGUAAAUCAAUUCACAAGCGUAACUGAUACAUAGGCAAGAUAUUUGAGGAUAAUUUCAUUUUUGUGCAAGUAAACUACACAGAUUUAUAUCAAUGAACGAUAGUUUCCUCACACAAUACAAGUUUAAAGUAUCUAAAAGAAAUAGAAGAGAAAUAAAUUAUGAAAAUGAAUAUACAAAGUACCUGCUGAUAAUAAGAAAUCAUAGUUUAAUGAGAAUAUUUAAAUAUAAAUAUACGGAUAAAUAUUUAAAUAUAUUGUAACAUAGGAGCGGUUGCAGUAAAGCAGUGGAACCGCAGGGAAACCCAAACUACUCGCUGUCAAAAAGACAUUUCAAUUAUUCAGCCGAAGAUGAGAAGCUAAACAGAUAGCGGAAAUACUUGAUCUGUACAAAAUAGACACCAAGCUGCAGUCAAACUAGACAAAAACAUAUAAACGAUUGCAUUGUUUUUUUUUGCGAUAAGUUCUGUUUCGUGUGCUCGGGAAGCACAGAAAGAAACACAACUUUCUUCAAUACUGCGAACAUAGUAAGAAACUGGGUGCCUACUAACAGAUACUACUACUAUUACUAUUACUACUACACGGAUUAACAACAGUUGAAACAGAACUUCUACUACAACAGCUACUGCUCUGUUGCUGCUUAAUAAGGCAGCCAAAAUAGUCAAAUCAAUAGAACUAUCUAGUUACUUGUUAUAUCCAAUUGAUCUCAGUUCAAGUUCCAACAAAGAAACUAUUACACACACAAACAACCCCCGAGAACCGAGAAGCAAUUUGCGGCUCCUGUUUACUGGCAGAAUGUGAUCGUUUCAAAGCAAGGUCGCAGUUUACCUCGCUUAGCUAAAACUGACAGUACACAUUGAGUAGUUCUGUCAGCUUUGUUUUUUUUCAUUAUUUUUCUUAUCCCCAUUUUGACCAAAAAUAAAAUACAUCUCAAAAGUAUUGGAAAGUGUGGGUGACACGACAAGAAGCGCGCUCGUAGUACCAAAUUCGCAGCCAUCAGUGAUAAUAAACACAAAACAAAACCGAAAGGACUUUGUUUUUUAUUAGAGUUUUUGUUUGCCUGUCAAGAACAGCAAGAUGCAUAACAGAAAAUCAAAUCAAAACUAAUGUGCUCAUAUUAAUGUAUAAGUUUGAAGGAAGAUACAGCAGAGAAUAGAGAUCCCGAUUGGAUCUGAUCUCCGAACAUGAAGACAAGCAGAAACUAUUCAAACGCAAGCGAUUGAAAGGAAGAAAACGAAAGAGAGAAAGAGGAGGUUAAUUCUGAUUGGAUAAUUGCAUUUGGAGUUACAGAUUAUUUUUAUUAAUAGCUUUUCCUGUUAAGAUGCGUCAACCGAAGUUACCUAUAUAUAGCAAGACAGCAAAAUUUUUAUUUGCGCUACAAAGAUGCUAAAGUGAACAUUUCUUUUUUUAUGUUAACAAUUGAAUAAGUAGUAAGCAGCAGUCCUUUAGCAACAAGUAUACUUUUAGUGUCAGUUUUACGAUACCAGAACGCAAUAUUACGCUCGAAGUUUGGAGCUGCGGGCCCCACUUCAGACAACGUUGUAGAUUUUUUUAAACGGUACCAACUAAUCAAGAGCUAUUUAAUUUAUUUAAGCCAUAUUUAUUUGUUCUUUUUUCCACUCGCGAAAAGCAUUGUUAACUCCAAGCAAACCUUCCAUCUAGCUCAAUUUUCCGCAACGGAAAAGUUUCAGUACAGAUUGAAAGCGUUAUGGAUAUGAGUUGUUCAUAGUUAAACAAAAAAAAAAAAAACAAAAUAGGUGAAAUGAAACAAUAAUAGUGAUAUUAAAGAAAGUGUACCCUUAUUGAAAUAGACUCAACAUUACAUAACAUCUGUUAAACCCAAUAGUAGCAGCAAUACACAAAUAUAAACUUAACUACAAGGAAGAAAACUUUGAGUUAUGUUCGGGAUCGGCACAAACUUGUCUGCUGAGCUGCUGGUAAGCACUCUGCGAUAGUUUGUGCCAAUCGAAGAACGGUUCCCGAGAGCAAAAAAAAAAACAGUUUGUUUUAAAAACUGCCAUUAAUAGUCACUGAAUACCUCAUUUUUUUAAGUAGAGAUACAUUCUCCUAUUUUAUUUACCAACAAAUGAAUCCAUUUUCUUCCUUAUAGUUUAGAUUGCGACAAAAGUCAUAAUCAAACAAGCAAACCAUAAAAGAUUGAUGAUCAUUGAAAUCAACUACCUCCAUUUAUAGCAAGCAAGCAAACAUAAAAACAAUACAUAGUGAGAAAGCAUUUAAGACACUUCUACUGCAAUAGAGCAUUCGUUUUUUUCUGUCAUUGUUUUUCAAGAGAAACAAAAAAAACACAAACAUAUUGCAUUUUAUAACAAAACAACUUACUUUAAGUCACAUUUCAAAGCAGUCUCCAGCAGACUUCGAAUCGGUUCAGGAUUUUCGUUCGGAACGAGAAAUAAGAAGCAGGGCAUAAUAAUUUAAAAUUUAACGUGUUUGCAGCAAACAGUACACUUUCACAGGCAUAAAGCAUCCAAAUUAUCAGUUCAGGCGAGCAAAGAGAAAAGUUUCGGAUUAAGGUAAAAGAAGAAAAGAAAACAUUAGCAAGAAAGAACAGCAAAAUUUUUUGGGCAAAGUUGAAAAAACAAAGAGAUAUUUCGGACGUAUAAAAGGACGAUUUCGGGCCGCAAAAUGCCACAAUCGAAAAUGGCGAUAACAGAUAUGCACGUUUGGACAUAUAAACCAGGAUGAAAUCGAACGAGAAAAUCAAGUGCGAGCACUUUAAAAAUUUUAUUAUUAAGGACAAGUCGAACAGAGAGUACCAGCGAAAAUCGGCAGCAAAUAAAAUCCGUUCCAUUUUCGCGUGAGAAAGGUUUAAAGAAAUGUUUGAGGUAACUCCUCCUCCCAAUCUUCUGUAUAUAUUACUAGACUCUGCGAUGCAGUAAGAAAUAAAAAAAAAACAACACUUAAGCGAACAACACAUAUGAAAAGGUUACACACGUACACACGUAAUGCGGGGUACGAGAAAAGCAGAUGAAGGAACGCAAGCUGCAUAUAAAAAAACACAAGUGAAGACAAAGCAAAUAGAAGCUAUAAAAUAGCUUGAAAAAUUGAAAUUUAAUAAAAUUAAAUUUGAAAAAAGAAGCGAUGAAAUGGAUAUAGUGGAAGCAAAAUUAAGUAUAACCGUAACAAGAAAUCUAAUGUCUAGAGUGUAAAACUUUUUGAUGAGAAAAAACUAAGUAACCAUACCCUUUAGAUUUAAAAAUUACUGGAUGAAAACUAUAAAUAUUACAAUGAGAUAAACAUAACUACUACUAAAUCUUGCUUAAAAAUUCAAAAAUUUAUGUAAAGUGGUGACAUAAAAACACAGAACAAGUUUGUAAAUAGAGUAACUGGGCAGAGCAGACAAUGCACAUAACAAACGUUUAGGCUAAAUUCUGGGCAAAAAAUGGAAAUAGGUAAAACAAAAACACAAGUUUGGAUCCAACCCAAUAAAAAAGAGGAACUAGACGAGUUUGAGUUUAACUUUUUCGUUUCUACUUGUGUGGAGAGAAAAAAAACACACACACUUUCACAUUUUUGGCAAAGAUCGUUUCGGUAUCGUAGUUAAGCUUAGUUAGAAAUGUUUAGGCAAAAACGUUUUCAAAAUUAAACCAAUUUUUAAGCAAAAUUCUAAAUUCUAAAGUAAAUUUUCGUUGCUGUUUUUUGUUGGGCUAAAUGAAAAUUAUAACAAGUAGAAAGAGAACCAUCCGAGAAGGUACCUCCGCCAGAACUAUUACGCGGGGUGCAGAGUGAGGUGUUGAAACAAAAAAAUAACUGUGUCACCAAUUUACAUUGCACUAAAUAAUCGUCAAAAUUUACUAGCUAUUACGACUAGCAUUUUCGGAAAGCAUUUCGGCAUUUUUUCGGUCUUACAUACAAAUCUAUUAGUUUUCGGCGUACGUCAAAUCCCACUAACUAGACGCAAAUGGAAGAAAUAAAACGCGGCUAAAGCAGACAGUUUCUUAAAUUACAAUUUUUCAGCUUCUAACCAGGCUUAGCGGGUGGCGUUCGUUUUCUGUUGUACAACGCAGAGGCGGGCGCUGAAGCAAAACCACAAUCGCAUUUAAGCCUUUUUUUUAGAGGGGAGCAGAACGAACAUUCGGUUGAUUUCUUGUGUUGAAGGAAGAAUCGAUUCGUUGAAAAUAACUUGGUUUAAUUUUUUUUUUAACUUUUCGGUUUCACUACUGUUAUUUGCAAAGUAAAACAAGAACUUGCGUUAGAAUGCAAAUGCAAAAAUCUAUUUGCAUAGAAGUGUAAAGUUUAGACAUGUAAAUGAAUAAAAACUCAACUAGUCACACGUGCAACACACUCAGGUACAAUAAAAUAAAAAAAAAAACACAACUGUAAGCGUUUAACAUUAGGGAUAAACUUUUGCAAGCAAAAAGCAAACAAAAAACUUUUAACGUAAGGGUAACCCUUUGAAGUACAUCUGUAACAAAGUUAAUUACAAUAACAGUAACUUUUAAGUUUUUUCUCCUCCGAGGAUUAGUUUUCGUUCGUUUCCGAUGGCUUAAGUUGACUUGUGCAGGCUUGUUUGUACUAAACAAUGUGUAAUAGUAGAAAGCACAGAGAAAAACAAAGAAAAAAACAAAAAAAAAACAAACCCAAUCUAUGAGAAUAGUUAUAUAGCAAACUAAUGUUAAGAUAGACGAAGAAGGAUAUACUUAACGACGAAAAUACGUAAGAAGCCGAUAUAGCUUUUCAUGAACGAAAAAAAAACAGACUUACGAUACACAAUUGAAGAAAUUCAAAAUUGACGAAAACAAAAUCAAUCACCAAAUUGCACACACAACAGCAACACUUUUUUGCGGCGCAAUAGUUUUUUCGGAAUACUGAUUUUAGAACAUCUUUCGUUACUAACUCUUUAUGAACUAUGACAGUUUGCAAAAUAAAACAUGAAACAACAAAAACAACAACAACAACAACAAAACAAUGUUUGUGACUAAAACCACACCACUUUAGAGCUGCCAGCUGGUGCGUUUUCAGAAUUUUAGAGGCUCUCUUCGAAAAGCACGAUUUUUAUUUCCUAUGAAACGAUCAAGUUUCUUCCCAAAGCAGAAGCUAUUUAAUUGAGGCUACAACAACAAACCACAACAACAGCAUGGGAGCGCUAGAGUGCACUCAAAGAGGCUCACAAAUGCAUUUUGUGCCAAUGUUGCUUACUCGAAGGUGAAUGUAUCUGAGCGCCGGCUAGAGCAGCUCUGAACCGUUGAUUCUUUAAUAUUUACGAUAACCGGAGAGAAGUAAAAAAAAAACUCCAAGGAAAUCGCAGGUAACUGAUAUGCAAUAAGCUAGUCUAAUUUUGUUUGAAAGAUCCCCAAGAUUCACACCUCCCCAAUCGAAGUAUGAUCCUGGAAGCAGCGAAUAAAUGCCGGUGGGAGCAUGUGAUCCAGUUUGACAGCUCACCCAGUGGGAGUUGCGAGUUGAUCACAACCGCUGUCUAUUAACAGCUAUCAAUGUUUUAUCGUACAUUCUAAAGACUGCUGAUUACUAUUACCUCAUUUUUAUGUACAUCUAAAAUAGAUUUUACUUAAUUAAGUUUGUACUGAAAUACUGACACCACAAACCGUUGACAGCAUGUAGAGCAGCUGUCAAGCGCAGUCACCUCCCGGGGGUUCUGGAAACCAUCGCGUCAUUUAUUCGCCGUCUGCAAGAUCGCUACAAACAGCCUUAAUGAACUUAAAUAGUUUAUAUCGAUGAUACAUAGUGGAAACAGUUGAAGUAUAGAGUUAAGCUCAGUAUUCCUUGUUUUUAAUUUGUUCUUUUUCUUUACUGUUCGAUAAGACCAAUCCGCCUUCUGGAGGAUUCGAUGGGGGGCGGAAUGAUUUGCAAUAGUUACAGUGAAAAAAAAAGUUGACCGAUGAGAAAUAGUUUAAAUAAGCAAAGGGACGAAGGUAAAAUACAAUUUAAAAUAGACGAAUUAUUUAUUGAAAAUUUGCAUUUUUUCUUCAAAGGAUGAAAAACAGAAUCUUCAGAAGGAAAAAAACUGAUAAAUAUUUACAAUAUUUCUAAUGAAACAAACAGAUAGAAUCAUAUACAACAAACAGUUAACAGUACCCUUAUACAGUACUGACAAUAGUUCAUUUUUUUGUGUACAAUAGUUAAACAAAAUGGAUCAAACAAAUCAACAUACAUACAGCUUCCACAUAUGAACUUCAAACGGAUAUAUGUUAUGCACCGCUAAUAAUAAUAGACCAUGUCAGUUUGAUGGAUUUUUUUCGCAACCGAUGAAGCAACUUUUACACCAAUUCCAACAACUUUAACUUCACAUUCAUUCAUAGCAUACUCGCAAAAUCAGCAUCAAGUUUUGACGCAUUUAUCGUUCACUCCUUACGAAUGCCCGGUACCAAAAUUGGCAGGGUUUUUGAGCGAUAGUUCGGAAGUGACGACGCUACAUCAAACGAUGAUGAUAAUAAUAGUUAAAACGACGAGUAUUUAUUGUUAUUAUUAUGAGACAGCAUAUUGGCGGUAAACAUAUUCGGAAAAUAGUUACAGAUCUGAGCAAGUGUAGAUUUGUUUUACAGUGUGGCUUGCUAACUGCAAUUGUAAUAAAUUAUUUAUUUGUACAUAACCAAACUUACCAAACACACAUCCACAACAACGAGAGCAACAACAAAACAACAACAACAACCCUAGGACACAGACUACAGACACUACAGGACAUUGGACAUUCUCUAACAGACACUCGGACAUGCACUUAGAUUUAAUUGUGUUGUUUCAUAAUUUUCAUCGCACGAGUACCGCGUAUACUUAUCUAGUAACAAACAGUAGAAGCGUGGAGAAAAAGGGUCAUUGAAAAAAAAUCUAUAAUAUCUAGCAACUAGUUUCGAAUCCCACCGGUUAUUUGAUAGUUGAAAUAGUUUAAAGCAGAACUUUUUUAAUUUACUUUUCCCCAGGGGGUGCAUGCGCCGUCCGGGGAAAGCCAAAAUUGACUGCGUAGGCCGAUAUUUAGUAUUUAAAGUUUUCCAUUUCUUCUACCGAAACCCCCGAUCCGGAUUAGUUUACACAACAGUCGUGAGGACGAUGCUCUCUCUGUCCCUUGGAACCCAUGGGAAUCUUUACCGCAAACAACACAAUUAAUUUCCUCUUCUCGAACAACCCGGAAGAAAAUGUACGGAACCUUCAUCUGGACGAUCGAUCGUAACUUAGAAUAGCGAAGUGAUUACGUCGCUUUCUAUAAUAAUACCGAUACUAGUUAUCGAGCAAAAAGUAAAUCACAAAACAAAACGUUUAGGCCCUUACCUUCUAAAUUUUUACAGUUAGGUGUGUUCUAGAUUUUCUGGGUUUUGGGAAUUUUCUAUUAUGAACUUUAACAUAUUGGACAAGUUAGCACUUAGAGAACUACAAUGUUGAAUGGCAGCGAUUCUGCUGGGAGAAAAAAAAAACCUAUUCGGAAUUAUGUUGUAAAUCAGCUCUAUCUUACAUUAUAGGUUCAAUAAGGCAGUACUAGUGGGCGCAAAGCGUCCAUAUGGUUGACAGACGAAGAAGUAAAAAACUGCUUCAUCAAAGAAUCAGAUGUUACCAUUUAAUUUACUAUGAGUUGCUGCAACGCAAAUGUGAAUUGGGAAAAAAAUAAAAUUAAUAAUUUGAGUAAGAGAAUAAUACAAAUAUUGAAAAAAAUUAUGCAGGCUAAGCAAGAGCCCGCCGCCCCGUAAGGAGUUCACCAAGCGUACUAAACAUAUUAUUUUUCAAGUUCUAGACUAGGCAACACACUCUGAUAAGCAAGCGACAUUGGAAUUAGGCCCCAGUUGGCUGAAAUUGCGGUAAUAUCAGGCUAAAAAUUGGAGUCUAAACUAAAAACAAAAAUCGAAACAACAACAAAAAAUUGCCCUAGCAGACAUAAGCGAGAGAGAGAUGCGAAAACAUAAAUAUCAUCUAUAAGUGUCUUAGCGAAAAAAAACACUAGCUUCGUUAAGUCCUGGUUUCUACGUAAACCAGGAUGAGGAAGUAAGGCAAACACAAGGUUGCAAGAACGAAGUUGAAAAAAAAAUUGAAAACCCUUUCAUAAGUUAUUUUUAACUUAAUACUUUAUUAAGUUUUUGUAAUUUUACAAACCUUUGUUUUUUAAGUUUAUAAUUAGUCGGUUUAAGUUUUUCUUUUCUUCUGUGUUACAACGCGUGUGUAAGAAACUGAAUGAGUAAUCAAAGCCCACUUUUUUGGUCGGCCCCUCAGCCCAGUUUGCUGAGCAUGGGGUGCGAGCGAGAGAGAAAAAAAAACACGUCCAACUAUAGAAUUUCGCUUCACUGAUUAAUCGGACAGUUUGUUCACACACGCGCAGGCAACGGCAGUGUAGCAAGUGUAUGAGAGAAGAAGCAAACCAUAUUACUUUUGAUUUUAUAACGUCAAAGACAGAAAAAUAUAAACCCGAAAGUCGGAAAUAGUCACCUUUGUGUUUUUGUUUUUGGUAGAUUUUCCUUAUGUUGUUUUGAUUUACUCGAACCCCGAUGUAAUAUACAAAAAAUCCCUGCAAUUUCUUUCACUUUCCAUUUCUGUUAUUUGAUUCGAAUCAUUUCAUUUGAUAUAUUUUGGGUUCUCUUUAAAGUUUUUUUUUUAAAUUUUGUAACGAAAUUAAUAACCUAAAUCAAUAUAUAAUCAACUCUGGCUCCACUUCCCAGAGAGGUUAAGGUGAUCGAAGCGCCAAUGUUGUAGAACGUGGUGGCAUCGAAAGACUGGUUUGAGUCUCGGCUGUUGCCUAUCACUAAAAUGGUUUGUGAGCUUUCGUUUUAUGCUUACCUAUGCUUUUGUAGCUUGGUAAAAUAUGAUUAUGCGGAAUCGGUAAAAUGAAAACUAGUUGAAGCUCUAACUAAAUUAAGCACAAGCUAUUGAUUUGAUAUAUCUAAAAAUUUAAUUCUGGUAUAUUUGUUCCCAGCGGGUUAUCAAUAGAUCGUAAACUAGGGUUCAGGGUGGAAUCGUUUCCCCGAGUGAUAGCAAUUUAUAUAAUGGCGGUGGUCAACAAAAAAUAAACAAGAAAGUAUUGUUUUGUGCGUCUUUUGCUCCAGAACCUGGCAAUUUAAAUAAACCCUUGGAACCAAAUUCAAAAAUUUUAAACGGUAUUAUGGAACCGAGAGAGGUCUAAUCAGUUUGCUGGGUGAUGAUAUUUAAAUCAGAGAGAGCUCAUUUUAUUCCACUAAAUCGUACGUUUCUUUAAAGUAUGUCGUGAAGAAAUAGAUCUUCUUAAGCCGCUGUCCAUUAUCAUCUUUUUCGAGGCAACGUAUAUGGAUAUUCAAUACAAGUGAACUGAUUCCAGUUCUCUUCAACUAUUUAGACAAGCAAGAAGCCGUCAUAGCUCGGUUUAUGUUGUAAAUGCAUUGAGAAACCAUAUCUUUCAACUUUCUUCGCUGUAGAAAUAGGUGAGCUCAGCUGCUCUGAUUCGCGCAAAUACUUCUUCCAAAAUUUUGACUGUUUGCAAACCUGUCUGCAGGCUUGUUGUUCUCCUCAAUACGUGGAAAGUGCAGAGUGAAUAUUCACCGUUCACUUCUUACCCAGCAUGAGCGAUGCGUAUAGUAAUUUUUUGCACCAAACUGCUUCACUCUGCUUUGUGCUGUGUUUCUGUCGCUCGCAGAAAAAUAAUGCGAAAUGCACAGCUGAGCGAAACAAAAGUGGUGAAUCAUUUUAAUGACAAUGCACAGACAAUGGUGAGAUAAAUUCGAUAGCAUUCGCAGAGCAAACAUGCGUGACAGGCGACUUGAUUUAUUUACCACAAUCUACUUUCUUGGCUAGAUUUGCCCCUCAUUUGAUAUUUGCUAACUAAAACACACCGUAAGAGCACUGCAGUCAGUUUGUAGUAAUUGAGCGUAUUGUCCUUUCGCUCAGAUACACACGAUUCGCUGCUCUUUUCAAGCAAGUGCGUCGCUUUGCCCACCAGUGUGAGAGUAGUUGUUUUCGUAGUGGAAGAUAUUCGCUUACACACUAGUGAUUCUCUGAGCAGAAAUGACUAGCUUGUCUGUCGGAGUGGUGGCAGCUAUAUUUCAAAUGUUGUAUUAUUUUUUUCACUACAUAUUAUUGCGCGAAAAGGAGAGCUUGGAAAUGAAUCAUUCGAGCGCUCGCUGAGCAGUCGAUCGGCAUUAAUUUGAGUACGAAAAAAGCGCGGUAUUACAGUUUUAUGUUUUCAGACUUCAUACAUAAUAAAAUGUAGAUGAAAAGGAUGAGGAAGGAUACUAGGGCAAUUGUUUUGUCCAUAUUCUUACAAAUACAGUUUUUUAGUUUUUUGGUUGCUCUUCAUUUUAAAACUAAAACAUAAAACCGGGUUAGAAGCAGAUUAAAAUGAACUUUUUUAGUUUCAAAAUUAGUUUUAGGCACUUGUUGAUAUAUUUUAUUGAUAUUUUCUUGCAAAAUUGUCUUCAUUAUUCACACCAAUCAUUUUAAUUAGUCUAAGGUAACCCUUCUUUGAAGCGUGCAUGUAGAUACCUGAAUGAAAACAAACUCGGACACGAUUGACAGCAAGACGACGACAAGAAAGUACUGGACACAACAAUAGACGCAAGUGCUAGCCGUCCAUUUACCGAUUAAGCGAACUUGAUCGACACACUUCCUCAUAAAUGUUUUUUUUUUCUGUCUGGUUUCAACAUUCAUUACCAUUUAAUCUACAAAACCCUAGUUCAAAAAUUUCGUGUAAAUAGAGCGCACAUCACGUAAGGCUCAGACAAUAAACUGAGCCACUUAAUUUGUAGAAGUUGCUUUCACGUUCACACACAUAAACAACCACAUACACACAAACACACACGAACGUACAUUAAAAAAAAAAAUUCAUCAAUGUUACAAACCUUGUACAUAUAUAGCCACCUAUAGAGGGCGAGUGCAAAAGCAAAACGAAUCUCAGAUGCCGACUGUAUGACGAUCACUGUGUCGGUCGAAGUCAUAUUCGGAGUAGGAUUAAACAAACAAACAAAAAAAAAAACUCUUUAACCUGUGUAGCUGUACGCGUGAGAGUAAAUGUUUUAGAUGAAAAAAAAGAGAAACUGAUAUAACAUCAUUUAUGUGGCAACACCUGCAGCAUACAAAAAAUAGGAAACGCAUCCGCUGUUCUAUUAAAAAAAAACACGAAAAAUCUCAGCAAUACGAUCUCUACAUGAUAUCUAAAAUAACUCUAAAAUUAAUCAUUACUGAAGUAAGACUUUGGCAAUGUUCUUACUUUAAAAACUCUACCUUUAGGCGUAACGACUAAGAAAAUGAAAAUACAUAAAGUAUGACGAUGUUCAGAACCGUAUUGUAACGACAGAAGAAAAAAAAAAACGCAAUUUUGGACUAGAAUUUUAAUUUAUAUUUAUAUCGAAAUUAGAUUUUAGCGUUAUAAGUAACAAUUCCUUCAUAGAAGAUGGGCAUCAUACCAGUUUGCAAGUAGUUUGCUUGAAAAUUCCCCAAAAGAAGAAAAAAAAUCAAGAGAUACGAUCAGAAAGAAAACAUAAACCAUACUACCAGUUCACGAGAUAUAAAAAAUGGUAUACCACAAGAGGAGUCAUAAGUUUAAAGGAUGCAACUAUUGUUAGAAAACUAUCAUAAAGAAGAUGUGUGUAUCUGAGUAAUCCAAAACCAAAAACCCAAAAAACAAAAGCUAAAACCGACGGCAAAAUUUAAGAAUAAAUUUAACCCUUAGAUGUUUCGAUGUAGUUUGACAUUAACAAAAAAAAUGAUGGAAUCGUGCAAAAAAAAAAAUUUAAAUAAUUUUAGAAGAACGUUUCCACCAGCAACAAAAGACAAUUGUUUCAACAUUACCUUACACCGAGUCAUCGCGUUCAUUUGCUCCUGGCAACACUAACAGUAACAUCAACUCAUGUAAUGAUAUGUUUUCCGGUGGAGUUUAGCAGCAGUCACUUGCCAGCAAACACGCAAGCACACACACACAAACACACAAGUUUUGAUUCAUAAUCGAAGAAAAAAGUACAAAACUGUCUUGAAACUAACAAAACAAUGUAAGAAAAAGAAAGUGAGCAAAAUUUACACUGAUAAACAACACACUUUUCGGAAGUACAAAAUUUCAGGGUUCAAAUUAAAUCAAGCAUUAAAAAAUUAUAAAGAAAGCCAGAAUAGAAAUCAUAAGCGAAGUUUUACAAAAAGACAUCCAGUACGGAUACGGGCGCAAAACAAAAUCGGUUAUAUUAUUACGUGAGAGAUGAAAUCUAUUACCCGUGUGGCAGUAACAGUAGAAACAGUUUGGUUAGGCGGGACAACCGCUGCGAACGGAAAGGAAGAAAGGAAAAAAACAUACGUAAAUUUAAGAUUUAGAAACUAUGAUACUAGUAGGAAGACCACGUACACAUACUAUAAGUUGAAACUUUUCGGCAACUACUCAACUACAUACACACAGACUCGCGUUCAUCUGGGAUAAAUUCCUAUUCGCCUCCACACAGCAAAGCAAAGGAUCCAUUUUUCAAAACGUUAUUUUCAGUUCGAACUUCGUGUUUCAUUUCGGCAAUGUUUUUUGGAAUUGAAAUCACUGUAGAGAUCCACGUGUAGGAAAUAUUGGCGGAAAUAUUUUGUGUUGUGCUUUUAACAUAGUUUUGUUUUCUAAUAAAUUUCUACAUGUGCAAGCUUAGGGCGUUCCAUUUGGGCAUAGCCGAAAUACAUUUAAAAAGUAUACUCAAAAUCCCUCUGUAUACGAGUAAUAAACAAUAUAUUACAUAUUGGAAAAAAAAAACUUUCGGGCCUUACAACACGAACGAUGCGGCAAAGUUGCCCGCAAUGAGACGCCGAAAGCUCCACGCUUGUUUAGAAUGGUUUCGUUUUCCGUUGAUCUGUUUAAAUUCUGAUUGAUGAAGUAACAAACGAACACCAUCAGUGAACAAAAUAAACAAAAUUGAUUGGUGUUCAUUUGGACGCUCGAUCCAGCAAUCGACCCUAAAAACAAUAAUUUACAUUUCACUUUGUAACUUAUUUAUGUUGCACAGAACCUUGAUUACGUUAAUAUAUAAUUUACUUCUUAUUUCAGUUACUUGAUAGCAAUUGAUUAUGAGUAUGGAAUAAUAUUUAUGAUAUCUGUGAUUUUUAAAUACAAUGUAAUUAAAUAGUAAUAAAGCAAAUGGAUACUGAAACAAAAACCAGACAGCUUAUUGAUCACUGUAGUUUGUCAAACGGAAGGAUAUUCAGUUUUCUCGAGUGCUAGAAACCGAACGCGAUAUAUAGAUGCAACAGUUUCAACAGGAUGAUUAAACAUAUUUUGAUACAUUCACCAAUCGUCGCAGAGUAGGAGAAGCUGUGAAGAUUAUUGACAAACACAUACAUACGGUUAUUUGAUUAUUAAAACCCGAAUAUCUGCGUAUAUGAGGUAGUCUAGGCGGCACUCUCCAUUUUCCUUACGGGAGGGUUGGCGUGCCUUUUCAACCAGAUUCUAUACAUUCAAAUAUUUAUUAAACUUUCAAACUCAUCAUUAUUAACUGCUUAUAACAGUGAGAAACAACCACAUUCAACUCAUGUAUUUUAAGUAUACAUUUUUUUACGAGAAAAAAAUUCUAUUUCACACAAAUAGAAAAGGGAAAAUAAGUUAAAUGUAAAAACAACUGAUGAGGAAAGUCAUAUAUGAUCGCAGAAUUGCCAUAGAGGAAGCAUGAAACGAAUACUGAUAUAAGAAAAGUUCACGGUAAUAUGCAAAAUAAGAAAAGCAAAACAAAAUCACUGACAAACAUUGAUCCCAUUAAUUUAGAGAAAAGUGGAUGCAAAUAAUAAAUAAACAGAAACUGGAUAUGAUAAUUUAUAUAUGAAUAUUAUAAAAAUAAAAAUUAAUUUGUUGCUAUAAA